This is a messenger RNA of Raphanus sativus (radish), 1791 nucleotides long. Its product is annotated as probable polygalacturonase. The record is from RefSeq and is a predicted model, not a curated record. The transcript is spliced from 6 exons. Gene Ontology annotation, molecular function: polygalacturonase activity. Bases 219 to 1556 code for a protein of 445 amino acids. Gene Ontology annotation, biological process: carbohydrate metabolic process. NCBI's taxonomy places the organism in Eukaryota, Viridiplantae, Streptophyta, Magnoliopsida, Brassicales, Brassicaceae.
AGCUCGUCUUUGUCCACUAUCAUUUAUGCUCUUCUUUUCAAUCAAAACAAAAAGAAAAAACUUCUCCUUCUCUGUGGUCAAUAACUCUUCUCCUCCUCCUCUCUUCUCCUUCUUUCUUCACUAUCGGGUUGCAUUUGGCGCGAAAAGUUCUUCUCUUUUCGGACAGCUUUCUCUCAGUUUCGUUUUCAGACAGCUUUCUGUUUCGUUACAAAUAAAAGAUGCCAGUGGCAUUAGUUUUGCUGCUGGCAUUGAGCUGUCUUGUUAAGAGUUACGGCGCCGGAAACGUGUGCGAUCUCUUCCGGAGACCCAGCACGAGACCGCACAGUGUCUCGAUUCUGGAGUUCGGUGCUGUUGGAGAUGGGAAGACGUUGAACACGAUCGCGUUUCAGAACGCUGUCUUCUAUCUCAAGUCUUUCGCCGAUAAAGGCGGUGCUCAGCUCUAUGUUCCUCCCGGACGGUGGCUCACCGGUAGUUUCAAUCUCACCAGUCACCUCACUCUCUUCUUCGAGAAAGACGCAGUCAUACUCGCCUCCCAGGACCCAUCGCAUUGGCAAGUCGUGGAUCCGUUACCAUCAUAUGGACGAGGCAUUGAUCUACCAGGGAAGAGAUACAUGAGUUUGAUAAACGGCUAUGAGCUACAUGAUGUAGUAGUGACAGGUGAUAACGGUACUAUAGAUGGACAAGGCCUGCUUUGGUGGGAUCGGUUUAACUCUCGUUCUCUGAAGCACAGUAGACCGCAUCUCGUCGAGUUUGUCUCUUCUGAGAAUGUUAUUGUCUCAAACCUUACUUUUUUGAAUGCUCCUGCUUAUACUAUCCACUCGGUUUAUUGUAGCCGUGUGUACAUUCAUAAAGUAACAGCUAUUACUUCUCCGGAAUCUCCUUAUACCGUCGGCAUUGUCCCUGAUUCUUCUGAUAAUGUGUGCAUCCAAGAAUCUAGCAUCAGCAUGGGCUAUGAUGCCAUUUCUUUAAAAAGUGGUUGGGACGAAUACGGUUUAUCGUAUGCAAGACCUACUGCAAAUGUCCAGAUACAAAACGUUUACCUCAAGGCAGCUUCUGGUGCCUCUAUUUCCUUUGGCAGUGAAAUGUCUGGUGGCAUAUCUGAUGUCGUGGUCCGCGAUGCUCACAUACACAACUCGUUAUCCGGAGUUGCCUUUAGAACAACAAAAGGAAGAGGGGGUUACAUGAAAGAGAUUGAUGUUUCAAACAUCAACAUGGUCAAUGUUGGUACUGCGUUUCUAGCAAAUGGUAGCUUUGGAACUCACCCGGAUUCGGGUUUCGAUGCGAAUGCUUACCCGCUGGUGAGUCACAUCAGGUUACAUGACAUUGUUGGAGAGAACAUAAGCGUUGCAGGAGAGUUCUUUGGAACUAAAGAGUCUCCUUUCACUUCGGUUUUGCUAUCGAAUAUCUCUCUGUCGAUGAGCUCGGAUUCUCCUGAUGAUGAUGAUGAUUCUUGGCAAUGCUUGUAUGUGGAGGGUUCUUCAGAAUCAGUGGUUCCUGAACCGUGCUUUGAGCUGAAGAGUUUUGAGAGUUCAUACGGCAGAGCUGUGGCCUUAUGAGAAUCAGAACUCAUGUCUCCAUGAUUCAUAUUUGUUUUGUUUAAGUUAGCAAAAAGGUCAGAUUCUUUUUCUUUUUUUUUUCCUUCCUAAAAAUAAACCCCAUUGUUGAUGUUAUUUGCAGCUUGUGAGAUUUAUAUAUCUUGUACAGGUUCAUUUGUUCAUUCAUGUGUAACCGAAAAAAAAGUUUUGUUCAGUGGAUAUUCUUCAUAUGGCUUAAGAAAAUAUCAUUCAGUCA